CCUCCACUCGCCAACGAGGACCGAAAUGGCUCUCCAAAGAACGACGUCGAGUCGUAUUUCCAAGUUUUCCCGCGAGAAGAGUGGAAUGGCUUCGUCCGCUUUGCCCUUCAGGGCACCGUCUCUCCGUCGCUCGUGCCUCGCCCCUCGCUCCCUGUCUGCAAUGACUAUCCUUUAGCCCCCCACUACGACCCCCACCUCCUAUCCCAUGGCUGCACUAUCCCCCCCCCCCCUCUGCCUCUGCUACUGCGCGUUUGGUAUAUAAAAGAGACACUUCAGUCCCUUUGGUCCAGUCUCCCACACCCAGGCACCAUGAGACCUCAGGUAGCCCUUCUCGUGCUGGCGGUCGUGGCCGUCGUGUCCAGCGCUCAGGAAUACAGCACGGAGGAAGUCAUUAGGAACCUGCAAACCACAGCAGACGCAGAGGAGUUGGUCGACUGUGUUCUCGGCUCCCGCCAGCCCGGACUGCCUUGCAGGCAGAUGUUCUUGGAUUUCAGACGUUUCUUACCCGACAUCUUCGAAAAUAAUUGCCGCGGGUGCACGGAUCAGCAGAAGGACACGAUACAGAAUGCAGCGCUGUUCAUGCAGAAGAAUCACAACCAGUACUUCAAUCAACUCUCACGGGGCAUCAGGGGGUCCCUCGGUUGAGCCGCCGCCACCGUCCCUUCAGUAUGGAUCCUUAGCCAUGGGCCUCUUGUCUGGAAAUAUAUCCUUUGUGAUGCAAAAUCAGUUGUCAUUAAAUUUAUGAUUAUCA
Penaeus indicus is the source of this 751-nucleotide messenger RNA. RefSeq lists its product as uncharacterized. Bases 310 to 645 code for a protein of 111 amino acids. NCBI's taxonomy places the organism in Eukaryota, Metazoa, Arthropoda, Malacostraca, Decapoda, Penaeidae. The transcript has 3 exons. The record is from RefSeq and is a predicted model, not a curated record.